ACUCACCUUCAGCACGGGGUGGCUUUACACGCUGUGGGGUGUCCCUACUUAAAGACACUCCACCCCAAACUCUCUGCCCUGCAGUGGAUGCAGGCACGCAGCAGAAGCCAGGGAGCAAAGUCAGUCACGACCAGGGCCAAAUUAUUUGGGGCCGAAUUCCAGUGUUUACUUUGGCGCGCCGUUGCCACCGACGACCGAACUUUGUGUCCUGGGUAACUUCCGUGCUAUCCCUGAACCCCGGAAGCUCUGUCCCCAACAAAUCGAAGACCAUCUGACGUCGUCCCGCCCUCUACUCUCAACCAUAAGACUGCCCAUCCUCCCAUCAACUCCCAAGGCAAAUGUGAACUUCCUAAAAGUAUCAACAUCGACACGCACGUCGACUGCCCGCCAUCAUGGAUCGCCGAGGAAACGAAUCGCCAAUGGAAUGGGAAUUCGAUAGCAAACCGCCCGUGGACCACACAAGCCCAUAUGCUUCUCUUCUGUCAAAACAACCACCACUAUCUUCGUUCAGUUCACAACCAGCAAAGACUAGCAACCACACGUUCGGAGCCACCACGGCUGCUCCCCGAAGCAACCUUGUCAACGAACACCGUGAUACCCUUAAACCUCCUAAUACAUCGUUCAACCCCCAACUACACAACAAGCCGACGGCGCCCCAGUUCCGAAACCCCGCCUUUACUACACCUCAGAAGCGGCCCGAUGAGCAGACGUUUGAUUCGCCCUCGGAGGCGAGUCCCGCAACGACGGACAUAUCUGAAAUGCCACCCGACACGCCGGAGGCUAUGUUCAAUGACAGUUUCAAGAUUCCGGAUACGGCUUACACACCUCAACCAGCAGGCAAGAUCAUGUUCAGCAGGGCCUACUUUCGAAAUGGGAGGCAGAGGAAGCGGAAACGCCAGCCCGGCGACCGAGACGUCGGAAGCGUACGACAUCGCCUCGACCAUGGAUCCGACGAAUUUGAUAGUGAUUGGGAGGAGGGUGUACGACCAGGAAGGAGGCGAUCCUCGACAGAUAAGAAUGCUAGCCCCGGCUGGCUUACCAGCUUCCUCGACACCAUCAGCAAAUACCCUGCUGCUCCGGCGGUGCUCUCGAGAUGGUUACAAUUCGUCAUCAACACAUUUUUGAUCAGCGUUAUUCUGUUUGCGGUCUUUAGCUGUGUGAUGGCUGUACGCAACGACCUUUCCCGCGCCGCCGACAAGGCUCGGUCGACCCUGAUGCACGAAAUAUCGCAAUGUACAAGCAAUUACCACAAAAACCUAUGCGCUCCCAAGUUAAAUCGGGCGCCGGCUUUGGAGCUGCCGUGCAACGAGUGGGAAGCGUGCAUGAACCAGGACCCGUCGACUGUGAUGAUGACGCAGAUCUCAGCAAGGAAUAUGGCCGAGAUAUUGAAUGAGUUCUUUACUAUCAUAUCCUACAAAACCUGGGGCUUCAUCCUAUCAGCAUUCCUGGUUGCCAUCAUUGGUACCAAUGUAGGAUUUGGCUCCCUACGAGACUCCGGAGCAUUGAGACCAUCCUCUCCCCGGAAACAUGCAGAACCGGCACCAGUAGCAGCGCCGCCGCCGACUCCGGUUCAUCCAAUCUUCAGCACCCCGGCGUUUCACAACCCACAGCAGGCGUACAUCUUUGCGCCCAUCGAAACCCCGAGACGAGCUCGUCAGCAGUUCUUUGACGAGGCGACCGACACUGAUAAUUCCCCCGAUGUGAGGAUGAUGUUGCCUCCGCGAACCCCCCGAAGAAGUCCAAGCAAAGGAGAGAGAAGAAGGGGCUAGGCGUCGUGUCCACGGUUAGAGGGUUAUUGGAUGCUGGACUCAUUUAGGAAUACAUGUCACCAUUAGUUUAAUGUUAGGCUAAGAGGACAAUACUGUUAUGUGUUGUUUCCCCCGCUGUAUCAUACAAUUCCAUACUGGGUAUGUACUUCUUGAAGGGUUAAGCAUCAAUUGCUUUCGGUCCUUCGGUACCGGAAUGUGUAGGCGGCUUGAAUAUUUGAAGUUGAUAUACCAUUAUGUGCUACAACCAAUGAGGGACUGAGGUUGCACCAACUCCACACCUCAACUCUUGAAACGUGUGGAUCUCCG
Messenger RNA from Neurospora tetraspora, 2075 nucleotides. RefSeq names its product Di-sulfide bridge nucleocytoplasmic transport domain-containing protein. Gene Ontology annotation, cellular component: nuclear membrane; nuclear envelope. The transcript has 3 exons. Lineage: Eukaryota; Fungi; Ascomycota; Sordariomycetes; Sordariales; Sordariaceae. Gene Ontology annotation, biological process: lipid homeostasis; nuclear envelope organization. The coding region runs from base 393 to 1769 and encodes 458 amino acids. The record is from RefSeq and is a predicted model, not a curated record.